This is a messenger RNA of Colletotrichum acutatum, 1272 nucleotides long. RefSeq names its product golgi apparatus membrane protein TVP23. Gene Ontology annotation, biological process: protein secretion; vesicle-mediated transport. The transcript is spliced from 4 exons. NCBI's taxonomy places the organism in Eukaryota, Fungi, Ascomycota, Sordariomycetes, Glomerellales, Glomerellaceae. Gene Ontology annotation, cellular component: Golgi membrane. The coding region runs from base 373 to 957 and encodes 194 amino acids. The record is from RefSeq and is a predicted model, not a curated record.
GCGGAAUAAUUCAGCCUCCACCCGCCGAACAGCUUACCGUAGCUUCAACGGGUCCAGGCCAGUGGACGCGCCUGGGAGGACAGCCAAGCUGGAAUCCACGCCUGCCCUGCGGCUCGCGCAUUACGACAGCUGUACCGUAAUGAGUUUCUGGCACUUUUUUCGAACAGUGCAUCCCUCUCGUCCCCUCGACUGUCAUCGGAACCACGACAUGCGCACGACGACGAAGACUAAGCCAAGCCCCUGAUUGCGUCGAUAUCACCUCCCAUUGACCGAAAACCGAAAUUGAGCAAUUGAAGUUGCAAAGAUACGAUACCUGCCUAGUGUGACGGACCCCCAUCGCAACGAACGAUCGUCUUAGUCGAGACGCCCGAGAUGGAAUCCCAACAGCAGCAGGAUGCGCCGGGCUCCUUGAGCUGGCGGUUGAGCUCGCAUCCCAUCACCCUCUUGACCUUUCUUGCAUUUCGGAUAUCAAGUGUACUCGUGUACUUCCUCGGUCUGUGGAUCAUCAGAAGCAUGAUCAUGAUCUUCAUCAUCACCAUCCUCCUCCUCGCCGCCGACUUCUACUACCUCAAGAACAUUGCCGGCCGCCGACUCGUGGGACUGCGGUGGUGGAACGAGGUGGACGUGCAGACGGGCGACUCGCAGUGGGUCUUUGAGAGCAGCGAGCCCGGCACCAAGACGAUCAACCCGACCGACAGCCGCUUCUUCUGGCUCGCGCUCUACGUCCAGCCCGUCCUCUGGAUCCUGCUCGCCGUCUUUGCGCUCGUGAGGUUGCAGUUCCUAUGGCUGCCGCUCGUUGUCAUCGCCUUGGUCCUGACCAUCAUGAACGCCAUGGCCUUUUCGAGAUGCGACAAGUUCAGCCACGCGUCCAACAUGGCCGGAAGUGCCCUGUACUCUGGCGGUCUGGCGGGAAGCAUCGCAACCGGCAUGGUCGGCCGACUCUUCAACCGCGGUUAAAGUCAUAUAAACCCCCUUUGGGGUCGAGAGCACAAUCCUUGGGGCAGGGAGAGGGUGUUGUUGGAGCAAGGGCUCAAAGACAAAGCACAGCCCGUUUUCGCCGCAAGGCCCGGACGAAAAGUGGGUGAGGUUUGUGAUAUUGCUAUACCCAGCUGUAUACUAGACAUGUAAGCAUGACCCGGAAGGUGUUUUUCAAACGAUCAAAGGCUUUUUCUGUUUCUAUUCUUUGAAAAUUGCAGCAUUGUGUGUGUGUGUGUGUGUGUGUUUGUGUUUGUGCUGUGAACGGUUCCUUGAUUCUGUGAGGCAAAGUGCAAC